This is a messenger RNA of Populus euphratica (Euphrates poplar), 1372 nucleotides long. Its product is annotated as ankyrin repeat-containing protein At2g01680-like. Gene Ontology annotation, cellular component: plasma membrane. The transcript has 5 exons. Gene Ontology annotation, molecular function: protein binding. Lineage: Eukaryota; Viridiplantae; Streptophyta; Magnoliopsida; Malpighiales; Salicaceae. The record is from RefSeq and is a predicted model, not a curated record. Bases 1 to 1233 code for a protein of 410 amino acids.
AUGUCUAGCGUAGCAAUAAACAUAGCUCAAAACUCGAUUCCGAGAGAUCACAUGCCAAAUACAAAGAUAGAUAGCAAGUUAUAUGAGUGUGUGAAGAAGGACAACAUUGAAGAAUUUGAAAGCCGCAUCCAGCAACGGCAGAACAUUCUUCAUGUAGCGGCCAAAAAUGGAAAUGGCAAUGUGGUUAGGUAUAUACUCAAACAGGACCGGAAGCCCGACGCACCGCUGCUAAAUGCGAUAGAUGAGGAUGGAAAUACACCUUUGCAUUUGGCAGCAAGGUAUGGCCAUUGCAUGGCUACAUUUCUUCUUGUGAGUGACAAUCGCGUUGAACGUUUCAUUGUUAACAAUAGCAAUUGGACACCAUAUGAGUUGGCUGAAGAAUUUUCCGAAAGAACUGAAGAGAUAUACAUAAAAACAGAUGAAAUGCGUGCCAAGGAACGAAGGCAGUUUGAUUCAAAGAACACUACCCCUGCGCCCGAGAUCAAGAAAGAAGUUGAUUCAAAUAAGAUGGAUACAGAAGAGGCAUCACCAAAGGACGAAAUGGCGGUUGGGUAUUUUAACUUGUUGAUAACAUUAUCGAUCUUAUUCUUCAAUGCCCGCCCUAAGAAAUCCCUCAAGGACCUUUUCCCUGUUACUCGACUACCUAUGUCACGAGCAAGAGAGGAAACAAAGGCCAUGAUAGGGAAUGUUCUAGUGGUAGCAGUGCUUGUUGCUGGUGUAACCUUUGCGGGUGUUAUACAACUGCCACAAUCAAGGGAUAACAAUAACUCAAGCCAUCGUCUUCAUGAAUUUAACAGCACUUAUACAGCCUCCCAUUACAUCAAUUAUGAGCAUCUUCUGCGUGGUUAUUUAUUUCUCGAUGUGGGGGCUUUAUGUAUCUCUGUGGUGGCAGCUCUAUUCCUUCUUUUGCCACUCGUUCAUUAUCCCACAUUUCAAAUCUCUGCAGUUGGGUUUUCAAUAUUCAUGGUUUGUUCGGCUAUUUACAUGAUGUUCGGGGCAUUCCUUUUGUGUGUGAACAUAGCAUUCACAGGAUCCCAUCGUUGGUUGUUAACAAUCAUCAUUACAGGGGUGGCCGUUGUUUUUCCUUCGGUUAUUUCGCUAUAUUUCAACAAAGUUCGUCUACAGGUUCUCUUGCACUAUUUCUACUACGGCCUUUUUUUACUGCUUAUCUACAUUAGGGGCUGGCGGCUGCCUAAUAAACUCUCUGAUCUCAAGAGAAGGCACAAUCUCUAGUAAGUUCAGAGGUCGGGAUUUUGGGAUCGAUAACAUCUUGGAUUGUGUCUGUCUAGCGAUUGUGCAUGGUAAUAAUUUGAACUUGUAAUCACUCUUGCGUUUCCAAUUGAAUGUAUGCGCACUUCUACUCUUUUUUCUU